Messenger RNA from Physcomitrium patens, 426 nucleotides. RefSeq lists its product as uncharacterized. Gene Ontology annotation, molecular function: glucosamine 6-phosphate N-acetyltransferase activity. NCBI's taxonomy places the organism in Eukaryota, Viridiplantae, Streptophyta, Bryopsida, Funariales, Funariaceae. The record is from RefSeq and is a predicted model, not a curated record.
AUGGAGUACAAGGUUGUUUUAGGGGACUGGGAUUCUCUACAGCCUCCUGCGCGCCUAGUUCGCGAUGAGGUCUUUAUUCAGGAACAGAAGGUCCCAGUCGAAGAGGAAUGGGACGACAUGGACAAGGAGUGCUUACAUGCUGUUGCGUAUGACAAGAACGGUGAGACUUUGGGCACUGCGAGGUUACUGCCAGAUGGCCAUAUUGGUCGCAUGGCUGUCAGGAAGAUAGGUCGCGGCUUCGGCGUUGGAGGGGCAAUGCUCAAGCUGUUGAUUCUGCAGGCGAAAGAGCGCGGGCACAAAGAAGUGGUGCUCAGUGCACAAAUCCAUGCAGAAAAGUUUUACACUCGCCAUGGAUUCGUUCGUGAGGGUGAGGAGUACAUGGAUGCUGGGAUUCCGCAUGUACAAAUGCGACAUGUCUUUGUGUAA